GUUUCAUGGCGACUGUGCGGUUGAACUCGAGAGCGGCUUUGAAAGGAAAACGCCGGUGUUUGUUACAAAAGCAAAACCCGAUCACACAUAAAAUAAAUAGCGAGAUGUAAAUAUUUGCGGACGAAAAUCGUAAAGGCGAUUUUUAAUAAAGGAAACUGACAAUGGCGGACAAAAUGGUACGGAGCGAUUGGAAGCGGCAUUCAAUGCCAUAUGACACUACAUUCGAACCGCCUGCCUCAAAAAUCUCUUCUGUCGAUAAAAUGUUGGACGAGGCGAUGGAGGCGUUCACUUCCGGUCAAACCGGAUAUGGGACGAACCAGCCGGUUCCGCGCAUGCGUGGUGGUCAGAAAACCUGUACAAUGGGUCGCGAUAGGAAAAAGUGCAUCAGCAUGAUUAAGCCGGACGGUUUUGAGUUAUCGACGGACGAAUAUACCCCCGGCGUUCUAAAAGUGUUCGGAGAGUCGAUAUGUGCCGGGGUACAAUACAAAAGUGUCUUGGCAUCGUGUCGAUCAACCGCGCAGGAGCUCGUAAAGCAAGCGCUUGAGCGAUUCGGUCUACCGGCAUCAGAUUACCGAUAUUACGUGUUAUGUGAUGUCGUCGGUAGAUACGAUUUAAGCGCCGAAGACUUAGACCGCAGUGAGGACAGAUUGGAAAAAUGGGAGCGGGUUUUCUCGAGAGUCCUCGCCGACCGCGACAAGCCGCUUCUUCUGCAAAAGUUCUGGAAGCCCAUUGAGAACUUUGGCCGACGGUAUGAGCUGCGCAGGCGCGAUGACGUGAUGGAUCUGACCGACGACGACGAUACGUCGGGAAUCAACGAGAAUGCGCGGAAGAUUCUGAUAUCCAAGCUGCGACCGGGCGCUAUUCCGUUGUUCGACGCUACGACGCUGGCACGCGAUAACACGGCGUUGAGGCUUGAUUUUAAGCGCCAGGAACGCGCAGUGCCGACAGAGGGUUUGGACCAGCGCCGCAUGGAGAAAUCCGCCACACUUAAGACAAGUUCGGAAGAAACGAACGGUGUUAUCCCGACUAAACACCCGUUUUUCGUGAAUAUUCGCGGAUUUGACGUUAAACGGGAUAAAUUAGUGUAUGUGAUAAAAUCGAAACGGUUUACGUUUGGAAAUCCAAAUUUAAAAUCGCACAAAUCGAAAGACGAGUACCUGCGGUUCAAUCUCUUCGCCCCGGAUAUAAACGGCGUUCAUUGUUGUUUUAAAGUGUACAAGUUAAAACGUUCGAACGGUGCAACGGAUAACGUCAUCGAUCGGAAUAACUAUUUUCUGGAAUUAACGCCGUUGGCACAUAACAUCUGCGUUAACGGCCGAAACAUCAGCGGUAAAAUCGUCGUCAAAAGCGGGGACGUGCUCAAUAUCGGUCUGUACUAUGUGUUCUUGUUUAAAGACUGUAGCAAAGGCUUCGAUAUUCCGCUGUCGCUGCCCUGGCUUGACGUUCCUGAAACGGUCGACACUCGCGAGAACGGAAUCGACGGCGGCGACAUGUGCGCGCCAUGCGACGAGGAAUCGACGUCUGGAACGGAGUCGGCCGACACAUCGAUGUCUGAGCGCAUGAGUCUGGCGUACCAAAGCGACAAAGAAGAGGAGCUAGUGAAGUAUAUAUGUGCAAUAAUACAGCAGCAAAACACGUGCAAGACUUACCCGCUCACUGUGGCGUUCCUGUUCAGUAUGUGCAUCGAGCACGCCAGCCGGAAGUUCGAGUUACGGCAGCUGAAGCACCUGUUCCUGCGAAUUCUCUUCACCAUCCGAGAAAACGUAGCGGAAACGGCAAAAUCACUUUCAGCUGGGAAAUUUUCAUGCGCUCUUCUUGACGUGUCGUCUGCUGCCACUGACCGCGAUCACAAGCUCGAACGUCUGCUGCUGUGGAUUUCUAACUGCGUGCAGCUCCUGCUCUUCCUCAAGCACACCUUUCAGCUACCGGAAAUGGACACCGUCUCGGAACGAGGCGCCACUAAGGGUCGCCAGAAUGACCGGAAGUCGAAAAAAGAGGAGAACGCUAAGCACGCGCUUGGACAGCUGGUUACUGGCCUUGAAGAGAUUAUUAUGUUCUGCUUUCAACAGAGCGUGUACACAAUCACUAAGGCGCUGCAUCCGGUCCUACCUGCACUGCUAAACAGCAACCCGUUCAGCGACGCUAACUCUGAACAGUGUUCCAUGGAGGACGUGGUGCGCAUGCUCGACACGCUAGCGGAAGUGACGCACGAAGCGAUGCUUCACGAGAGCAUCACGCGUCAGCUGUUCACCUACAUUUUCUUCUUUACGAACACAAACCUCUUCAAUAAACUUGUUGUCGAAGAGAGCGGUACUCAGUACUACCAGUGGCAGAGCGGGGUGCGGGUGCGCGCCAACCUGGGUCAACUGGAGGACUGGGCCACGCGGAACGGACUCGAGGACGAGUUCGGGCAGAUGUUCGAGCGUCUCCUUGCGGUCACAGAGCUCCUUGCAACCUCCAAGAACACUCUAGUCAAGUACCACUGGACGAUGAUGAAGACCCACUACCAGCCUCUGACGUCAUCCCAGCUAUACCACAUGAUCACCCAUUACCAGCUCGGGCGCCACAUGCCCGCCAUCUGGGCACCCUCCCCGGAGGAAAUGGACGAGAUUCGUUCUCAAGACAUCAGUCAUCUACCUCUCUCCUCACAUCCGCCGUUCGCACUUCCUGACAACUGUGGCCUCGUGGAUCUCGUGCGCACACCGGAAGACGCCUCGUUUUGGAACACGUUACGUCGGCUGAAGUCUUUGUACGGAAGCUCGGAAGACGACAGUGACAGCGGUUUCAGUAUCAGUAACACUCCGCGGUGUUCAAGUUCGGCGACCAAUGGGGAGUCGUCUUACAACCAGGAAUGGAUCGCGACCAAUGGAAACAAAGAUAACACAGACGACCAAGACCAGACAUAUGCAACCAUACAAAAAACUCGGUUGCGAAUUCCAGCAAAAGACGGCUUAACUCAAUGGGUCGCCAAACCGGGUACCGGAGUGUGUAGCUGCGCUGAACACACAGAAAGUGAUGACUUAGAACAUACUUCUCUAGCACACGACCUACUGAUGGACGAACGGCGGGAAACUUUGGAAACAGCCGACUUGUACAGAGCACUUCACGAUGUGAAAGACAAUUCUGUAUUAAAACAAAAAAGUCUGUCUCAACUUAAAGCGUCUUUAAAUGUAAAAUCAAUCAUAAAUAAAUCAGAAACGAAAGAAAUUAACACUCCAUCGAGGUAUCUAAAAAACGGUCAAGUGAGUGGAAACGUAGCGGAUUGCUCUGCGAGAACUCUGCCACGUUCUCUUCAAAUCAAGUACAGAAACUUAUCCUCAGGGCUUAAAGCCAAACAAUUGCAGAAAAGGUUCAAACAGGGGCAGAGUUUUAGUGUUGAAGACUUGCCUACCCAGAUGUUGACUCAUAGGCCCCACGCCUCGUUUGAGGAGGCGAUAGAGAGAGGCUAUACCUCGGACACCCCGAAUAAAAACUCCGAAAGCAUCUCGGAGGAAGAAAGUUCUCCAACAAACACGUCCUCAACGUCAGAUUGCAAUAGUCCGAACGUAACUAUCAAAGCGCCGAGGACACCGCGAAAUGGUAUUAUCCGACGUCAUAAGUCGUUAGUGACGUCAGUAACAAGCUCAGUGUUUAGUGACGAUGUUUUCGUAGAUAAUGCGAAAACUGAUAGCAGUUUUCAAGGGCAUCAUAGCUUGCCGAUCAAAUUCUCGACUUUUAAACCAAUUUCUACCUCAGAACAGGCUGAUAGUAAGCUUUCAAAACAUCGCUCAAACCUCCAUAAAUUGACCGAGGUGAGUUUCGAUAAGAGUACCAGACGAUCUUCAAUCGAACUCACAAGGGACGAUCUCUACUUUAACCACGCAGACGACACUCUGGAGCAGACGAUAUGCUCUGUAAACGUGCGAAAAAGCGCAGAUGAAGACGACAUCGGAAGUGACGACGAUGAGGCGUCAUUUGAAGACGGCCAAGAACUGUUUCCGGGCGAACUGUUUACAGAAGUGAACGAAAAAACGCUGUCCGCCAUGAAGCGUCACGGAAGUUCCCUCAACGUGGCACCUUCCUGCGAGAAUAGCCCGAAUUUAUUUGCACAUAAAUCGUAUGAGAAAGUCUCGGAGAUCAUCGGUGUGGACGAGAACAGCCGCCGGAUGUCGCCAUGUCCCAUGUACACCGUGUACCUGCAGAAACAAGAUGGCGGACUGGGUCUGGCGCUGAUCGACGGCUUGCACACGUCGCUGCGGCUCGCCGGCAUCUACAUCCGGAGGAUCCAGCCCGACAGCCCGGCGGCCCGGAACGGCUGUCUGCAGGUCGGUGACCGGAUACUCGCAGUCGACGGCGCGAGCGUCAUCGGAGCCGACUAUCAGAGGACCAUGAACAUGAUCCUUGACGCUGGCGAUACGCUGACGCUGAUGAUUGCCCGGGGUAACGAAUCCAUGGCAACCAAAGUGUCCGUCUCUCAAGUGUAGUCAAACGCCUAUGCCGGGCUAUGCCGAAAUAUACCGAACUAAGCCGAACCUUUUAGAGCUAUGCCGAGCUAUUCCGAUGCCUUCUUCGCCGACUACGUCGAUCACGUGAUUCGUCUUGUCUUCCAGAUUCUUUAGUAUUAUUCUGUUCCCCGUAAAUGCCUGCUAAAUAAACAUGUCUAUAAGUGUA
Dreissena polymorpha is the source of this 4650-nucleotide messenger RNA. RefSeq names its product ras-associating and dilute domain-containing protein-like. Gene Ontology annotation, biological process: signal transduction. NCBI's taxonomy places the organism in Eukaryota, Metazoa, Mollusca, Bivalvia, Myida, Dreissenidae. The record is from RefSeq and is a predicted model, not a curated record. The transcript has 12 exons. The coding region runs from base 162 to 4463 and encodes 1433 amino acids. Gene Ontology annotation, molecular function: GTPase binding.